CUGCUGCAAGGUAGCUCAGAAAGAGGCCCCUGUCGAUUGUUCCUCUGUUGCUCCUCGUCCCUCUUUUGGCGGGGUGGGGUGGGGGUGUCAUCAAGACCUUAAGCUAUCUGGUUGGGAGCAAGAGGCUUUCCCUCUUGGGUUUUUUUGGGUGCGAUCCUUGCGAUGCCCGGUUCUUAUCGGGGUGGAAAGCGACGAGGCCUCGGCGCAUCGGCACCCGUGAGAGCGAACCGCGGCUCCUUCUCCUCCGGUGCUCAAGCGCCCACUUUCCCCCCCGCGCUCCAGCAGCACGCUAUGAGCAGAGGUGUCCUUCAAGGCAGAGGUUCAGAUCGGGCGCUUCCCAGACCGCACGGCACCUUCCACUCGGCGUACAUCAACGGCCCUGUCUCCCCACAGGCGGGAGCUCUCAGCCAUUUCCAGCAGCAACAGAUCCUCUUCCUAAAGGGGCAGUUUCAGGAAACGCCCCUGUUGUCACUGCAGACACAGAGAGCCCAGGCAUAUCCGGGCUACCGCCCAGCUUCGACCCCCUGCAGCCCGCCCACCCCCCCGAGCUUCUCCUAUAGCUGCCAGGGUGCAGCCAGGAGGCCUACGUAUCACCCCCGGCAGGAGCAGGCCCCGCUUUCCCAACCUCACUGUGACAGCGUCGGCUGCGAGGGACGGGGAGGGUACAGUCAAUGGCUAUGUGGUGAUAAUGCUUUGGUCUCUCUGCUGAGGCCGCUGGUGGUUGUCAGGUGGAGAAACGUCCCAUUCCUGGGAGACUGGAGCGCUCGUCUCUAUUCCUCCGAGACCAUACUUGGCAGCAAUCUGGACAGGGAGAUGGAAGAAACUGGGGAGUCAGGGGGCGGUCUGGAGCAGACAGCGGGUCUCUUUCCUCACACCCUUGCCUUGCGGUUUUACUGGUCAUAUCAUGAACCGGUGGCACUCCAGGGCGCAGUGGGAAAGAGGGGGAACGCUACGGCCCUCUUUCAAAAUGCCCCACGCGGCCGUGAGACCCCCGUGGAAGCGACCGUCCGGCCUUUGGCGGAUGCAUACUAA
This is a messenger RNA of Sphaerodactylus townsendi, 1032 nucleotides long. RefSeq lists its product as uncharacterized. NCBI's taxonomy places the organism in Eukaryota, Metazoa, Chordata, Lepidosauria, Squamata, Sphaerodactylidae. Bases 163 to 1032 code for a protein of 289 amino acids. The record is from RefSeq and is a predicted model, not a curated record. The transcript is spliced from 4 exons.